Molecule: messenger RNA, 717 nt
Organism: Cetraspora pellucida
Lineage: Eukaryota; Fungi; Glomeromycota; Glomeromycetes; Diversisporales; Gigasporaceae
Source: the annotation of a GenBank genome assembly
AUGUCUUCUACAUUUGCUUUGGCUUCGAGUUUGUCUCACUUUGAAACUUUAGAGACACGUGCUUACGAUGAUGAUAAAUACGUACCACUUUUGACAUUUCGUCAGCAUUCUUUGGACAAUCAAGAAUCAGAAAAUGAGGAUGAGGACGAGAGUACAUUAGAAACAGACACAAGGGAUGUUCGCAAGAAAAGGCCAAAUGUCACUAAAACGCUUCGAACAAAUAAAGAGGAUAUCUCAAAGCAACUCUAUAUACCAAACUCAAAUGUUUCAGUAGACAAAAUGAUGAUCCGGUUCUCUGGUAGAAGCAUUCAUACUAUUCGUAUCAAGAACAAACCGACUCCAGAGGGUUUUAAAAUUUUGUCACUUUUAACUGGUCUUAAUCAAACUGGAUCUCUGGUUCACCACCUUGUUGAGCAACUUCCAUAUCGUCAAUUUUCUUUUAAUAUAUACAUGGACAACUAUUUUACGAGCAUUUCUCUUUUUCAACAGCUUAGGCAGAUUGGCAUUAGUGCUUGUGGAACUAUUAGAAAAACUGCCUCCGGUUUUCUGAAAGAAUUGAAAAUAGACAAAGGCAUUAAACUCAAUUGGGACGUUCGUUCUGGUGUUGUAAUAAAUGAUACAUUGGCUGUCCUCUGGCAAGAUAACGGACCAGUAACAAUGUUGACAACGAUUUAUAGGCUUGUUGGUGAAGAAUGGGAAGUAGAGCGUGAAAGAUGA